AUGGUUCAAGGAGGAAGAAUGAAAAAGCCAGUAGUCGCAGAGGCAUGUCAAGCAGUCGCCUCUAUUCCCGUCAAAAUAAGUAACAACGAUAACCACCAAGUUUUCAAGGAAGCUAUAGAGGAUCUUUUCGGAAGACAAAAUGGCGCAGCCUCUUCAACAGGGAUGCUACCGCUUGGGCUAGCGCAAGCAAAAUGUCCCGAAGAGAGCUCAGGAAAUAAACCGAAUGCCAUUGACAGAUGUCUCAGAACGAUCUUCGGACUAAAUGUCACUACUCAAAGGAAGCAAGACUACAUUUAUGAUCGUGGCAAAGGAGUCUCACAGGAUUAUUCGAAAACCUUUGGGCGGUAUCUCAAGGCAUUCAAGCAAAGAGGCGAUGAUGCUCAGAGUAGUUUGGGGUUUAUACACCUUGAGGGCAAAGGGGUUUCACAGGACUAUUCGAAAGCCAUGAGCUGUGGGCAAUAA
Messenger RNA from Lobosporangium transversale, 462 nucleotides. RefSeq lists its product as hypothetical. NCBI's taxonomy places the organism in Eukaryota, Fungi, Mortierellomycota, Mortierellomycetes, Mortierellales, Mortierellaceae. The transcript is spliced from 2 exons. Gene Ontology annotation, molecular function: protein binding. The record is from RefSeq and is a predicted model, not a curated record. The coding region runs from base 1 to 462 and encodes 153 amino acids.